GGUUCAACUGUCCGCCGGAGCAGCCUCGGGGGUCGCCAUGGGGUCGCCCGCCCGCUCUUCGCCGGCCCUGGCCGGGGGCGCCUGCUGAGAUGCCCCGGAGGAGGGCGAGGGCGGCGGCGGCGGGCAGCGGGGCAGCAGCGUCCUUCCCUCCCUCCCUCCUCGGAGCCGGCCUGGCGGGAUGGCCUCCUCCCCCUCCGGGCGGGGGUCUCCGGGGGCCGCCGGGCUGCUGCGGGGGAGCCGGGCGCGGUCCUACGGCAGCCUGGUCAGCUCGCCCGUGCGCGAACGGCGGCUGGAGCACCAGCUGCGCCCCGGGGACACUUUGCAGGGCCUGGCCGUCAUGUACGGGGUGGCGACGGAGCAGAUCAAGAGGGCCAACCGGAUGUACACCAACGACUCCAUCUUCCUCAAAAAGACUCUAUUGAUCCCAGUGCCGACCAAGCCCAAGGCUUUGUCCAAUGGACUGGACUUGGAGAAGGAGGAGGAGGAGGAGGAGGGAGGGGAGGCCCUCCGGCCCGAGUCGACCAAAAAGCAGAAGCAGCCCCGGAAGAACGGCUCUUCGGGGGGCUCUGUCCCCAAACAUGACCUCUCGGCUGCCGAUUUCCUCUUCAAAUUGGAUUCCGAGAUCCGACGAUCCAAGCAAGCGGCCGCCAAGAAGCUGCGGGAAGGGGAGAGCGGGAUUUUUGGGGAGGCAGCCGGGAUGAGCCCCACGCCUUCCUCCUCCAGCUCCUACCAGGGUGAGCCUUCGCCCCGGGCCCAACAGCGGGCAGUCCUGGGGCCCGUACCCCUCACCCGGAUCGCCCUUGAAGAAGCCAAGCGCUUUCAUCCCAAGCUUCUAGUCCUCACUGAUCCAUUGCAAACACAGCCUGCUGAGUCUUUAGGCCCAGGUCCGAAAUCCCAGCCGUGGAACCAGUGGCCGUGA
Messenger RNA from Notechis scutatus (mainland tiger snake), 919 nucleotides. RefSeq names its product LysM domain containing 1 (gene LYSMD1). The record is from RefSeq and is a predicted model, not a curated record. Lineage: Eukaryota; Metazoa; Chordata; Lepidosauria; Squamata; Elapidae.